Messenger RNA from Elaeis guineensis (African oil palm), 910 nucleotides. The record is from RefSeq and is a predicted model, not a curated record. NCBI's taxonomy places the organism in Eukaryota, Viridiplantae, Streptophyta, Magnoliopsida, Arecales, Arecaceae.
AUACAAAGCUGCAGAGCCAGUGGGCUGAGAGUAGCCAGAGUUGAGUCAGGUGAUAGACUUUCUCGUGCUGUGGUACGGGCACGGACAAGGCAAGGCUUCUUGAAAGACUCGGGAUUGAGGUUUGAUUUUUUUGAAGAACCGCUUUGGCCGGUGCUGUUCCUGGUUUCCUCCCAUCAAUUUUCUUCGACAUUUUCUCCAUUCCACUUCUCCUUAUAGCGGCAUUUCAGAGAUGCGCAGUUUGCCAUUAAAAACAUCACCAAAAACAGAGCAAGCCCCAGUUUGUUAUGUAGGCUGGUUUAGAGGCAUCGCAUUCUUUCCGGGGUCAAAGAAACCGUCACCCAAGUUUCCCUCUCCUCUGGCCUUUAUAUAUAUAUAUAUAUGUGCACCCCAACGGAUAGAGUGUGAGAGAAAAUAAAAAAGAGAUGGCGAGCGAGCAACCGGCGAGGCCAAGGGCAAGCGAGGAGGAAGUCAAGGGAAUAGAGGAGCUGCCUCUGGAGAGCAGCCCCUACGUGAAGUACUCGGACAUAGAGGACUACAAGCAGCAGGGCUAUGGCACCCACGGCCACCUCCCUGCCAUCGACACUUCGAGGCACGGCGGUGCCACCGAUGGCCCCAUGCUCUCCGGCACCGGCCUAUCGGAAAAGGAGGUCCGCGCCAUUGAUCCCGGCGACCGCCCGAGCACCGCGUAAGCUUAGGUAUAUAUAGCUAGCAAGAGGGAAUUGCAUGAGUUCUUGGGAGUCCCAUGCAUGCAUGACCCGUUACUAGGCUGUGCUCUUUGGCAUGGUUAGUUUAAUAAGUUGGUUGAACAUUGUUCCUGCUGAACUUGUUAGUCGGCGUUACAUGUCAUUGUGUGAUCAUGAUCGUAUUUGAAUUAUUGUUAAUGUGACAAUGUACCUAUCUUUGUUGCAUC